AUGGACGAUGUCAAACAUCCUGCUAUCAACAUAUGGACGUUCUUUGCCCUAGCCGCGCUCGACAUUGCAGCAAACGCCGCCGCAGGUCCAGCUGCAGUAGCUACGGCCGCCCAUGUCAAUGGAAGUCCACUGACAGCGCGAGCAAUGCAGAUCGGCGCCAUCGCCGGCGUCACUAAGUCGGGCGUGUUGGCCUUUGUCGAGUUCGUGGGAUAUGCGGGCUUGCCUACGCCCGCUUGGAUACUUCUAGUGUUGGUGGCGAGUAGCUUUGGGGUCUGCGUCUUGAUCACGGCGGAGGUUAGCAAUCUGGUCCUUGGAGACACACCGAGCCCGUUGCUUAUUGCGGCUGUCGUUGCUGCUAUUCCCCUCGCAGGAGAAUGUAUUGGGAUUUAUCAAUCGGCUGGGGGGCUACAAGGCGGCAACCCUUCGAGCCAACUUUGUAUCAUAGGGUUUGAUGCUCUAGGAGGAUACGUUUUUGCGCGUAUGGCGCACAAUGGAGGCUAUGAUAUCUGUCCCUAUAACGUUGCAGCUGCCGCUGGAGCCGUAUACGGUGUCAUCACUGGGUUCUUCCAUACCAUCAUUGGGUGUAUGGCUGGUUUCACCUCGUAUGAGAGUGUGAAUGGCCAUUAUACCGUGCGGAAUGUCUUUGGAGAGACCCAAGGGUAUAAUCCUAAUUGGAACAGCAACUUAGCAUGA
Molecule: messenger RNA, 693 nt
Organism: Penicillium bovifimosum
Lineage: Eukaryota; Fungi; Ascomycota; Eurotiomycetes; Eurotiales; Aspergillaceae
Exons: 5
Coding region: 1-693 (230 amino acids)
Source: RefSeq, a predicted model, not a curated record